CUUUUGCAAAGAACGUCUUGAAGUUGAGAUACUCAAUAUAUCCGAGCACCUCUGCGAACAAUCAUGCCAUAUUUGAAGCUUCGAGAUGGAGCCGAGCUUUACUACAAGGACUGGGGCAACCGCGGAGGGGCCAUGGUCACCUUCUCCCACGGGUGGCCCUUGAGCAGUGACAAUUGGGAAAAUCAAAUGAUGUUUCUAGCUGAUCACGGAUACCGUGUGAUUGCGCACGACCGACGUGGUCAUGGUCGAUCUACUCAGACCUGGCACGGGAACAACAUGGAUACCUUUGUCGAUGACCUCGAGGAGCUUUUUGCCCACCUGAAGAUCAAAGAUGCAGUGAUGGUUGGCCACUCGCACGGCGGAGGAGAGGUUACCCACUACCUAGGAAAACAUGGCACAAGCCGUUUCAAGAAGGCCGUUCUGGUCGGUGCCGUGCCCCCUCUGAUGGUAAAGACCAGUGCCAACACCGAGGGGACUGAUAAGUCUGUUUUCGAUUCUUUCCGAGAGGCCAUGCGGAAGGACCGCGCGCAGUUUUUCUUGGAUGUUCCUAGUGGGCCGUUCUUUGGAUUCAAUCGGCCCGAUGCACAGAAAAGCGAAGGGCAAAUCCGUAGCUGGUGGCAGCAGGGGAUGAACACCAGCUUCAAGUCCGCGUACGACUCGAUUAAGGAUUUCUCGGAAACGGAUUUCACGGAAGAUCUGAAGAAGAUCGAUAUUCCGGUGCUGGUUCUGCAUGGGGAUGAUGACCAGGUUGUUCCUAUCGAGGCAUCCGGACUCAAGUCAGCAAAACUGCUGCCUCAAGGCACUUUGAAGGUUUACAAAGGAGGCUCUCACGCUAUUCACAACAUCAAUGUUGACCAAGUCAACAAAGAUCUGGUCGACUUUAUCAGGUCAUGAACUUUCUUAGUCUCGACAGGGAGGAUAACUGAAAAAUAAAGGAUCGUGAACCUUUAAAGGAAGAUGGACCAUGAUUUCAGUUGUAUCCAAUUCACCAAAUACGAAAAUGCUAAACAUGGAUGCAGCAAAAGAUGCUACUGGUAAUUUCCGUCGAUAAAUCUGACACUGCAGUUUCAAUCGCCACAGAUGAAGGUAGAAGUAUAUUUACAAUCUAGUCCCCAGAAGUGGAUGAGGUUUGACCCUUCCCACGAGUAUUUUGGAAUGCCAAAUCCAACACCUACUUAUGUAUUUACUUGGUAACUGUCAUCACAACAACAGUUGACAUAAUUAUGUCUGAUCCAGCCAUAAACAAUCCGGCUAUUAAUUCCACCAAACAUGGGCUUAGACGGUGGAAUUCUCGCUUGAU
This is a messenger RNA of Aspergillus wentii DTO 134E9, 1300 nucleotides long. RefSeq names its product alpha/beta fold hydrolase. The record is from RefSeq and is a predicted model, not a curated record. Bases 64 to 894 code for a protein of 276 amino acids. Gene Ontology annotation, molecular function: catalytic activity. The transcript has a single exon. NCBI's taxonomy places the organism in Eukaryota, Fungi, Ascomycota, Eurotiomycetes, Eurotiales, Aspergillaceae.